AUGUCAGACGGUCCGAGGCAACGGAGCAGCACGACGGGGUCCUCCAAGGAUGCUGCGGGCGCGGAGGAGUCAGGAGGAGGGGUCGCGCUCAAGAAGGAGAUUGGUCUUGUGAGCGCAUGUGGCAUCAUCGUCGGUAAUAUUAUUGGCUCAGGGAUUUUUGUGAGUCCGAAAGGCGUCUUGGAGAAUGCCAGCUCCGUAGGUGUGGCUCUCAUCGUGUGGAUCAUCACUGGGAUCAUCACGGCCAUUGGGGCUCUGUGCUACGCUGAACUGGGGGUCACCAUCCCUAAAUCUGGCGGAGAUUACUCUUAUGUGAAGGACAUCUUUGGCGGUCUGGCUGGAUUUUUGCGUUUGUGGAUCGCCGUGCUGGUCAUUUACCCCACUAACCAAGCGGUGAUUGCACUGACGUUCUCCAACUACGUGCUGCAGCCACUGUUUCCCACCUGCUUUCCACCAGAGAUUGGCCUACGAGUCCUGGCUGGGGUUUGUCUUUUGCUAUUGACAUGGGUGAACUGCUCCAGUGUGCGAUGGGCGACCAGAGUCCAGGACAUCUUCACUGCCGGAAAACUCUUAGCUCUGUUGCUCAUCAUUGUUAUGGGCAUUGUGCAGAUCUGCAAAGGGGAUUACUAUUGGCUGGAGCCAGUCAAUGCCUUCGAGCCCUUCCAGGACUAUGAUGUGGGUUUGAUAGCGUUAUCGUUUUUACAAGGCUCGUUCGCCUACGGGGGUUGGAACUUUCUAAACUAUGUGACAGAAGAGCUGGUGGAUCCAUAUGUCAAUCUUCCACGUGCCAUCUUCAUCUCCAUCCCCCUGGUGACUUUUGUCUAUGUCUUUGCAAACAUUGCUUACGUCACAGCGAUGAGUCCCCAGGAGCUGCUGGCUUCAAAUGCUGUUGCAGUGACGUUUGGUGAGAAACUCCUUGGGGUCAUGUCUUGGAUCAUGCCUAUUUCUGUGGCUUUGUCGACCUUUGGAGGAGUCAAUGGAUCCCUCUUUACCUCUUCACGUUUGUUCUUUGCUGGAGCAAGAGAAGGCCACCUCCCCAGCCUUUUGGCCAUGAUUCAUGUCAAACGCUGCACUCCCAUCCCUGCUCUGCUCUUUACUUGUAUAUCUACUUUGCUGAUGCUGUGCACCAGUGACAUGUACACUCUUAUCAACUAUGUGGGCUUCAUCAACUACCUCUUUUAUGGAGUCACUGUUGCCGGGCAGAUUGUGUUACGAAUCAAACAGCCAGACAUACACCGACCAAUCAAGAUCAGUCUGAUUUGGCCGGUCAUUUACCUUCUUUUCUGGGCUUUCCUGCUCAUCUUUUCCCUUUACUCUGAACCCGUGGUGUGUGGCAUCGGCCUGGCCAUCAUGCUCACCGGUGUCCCCGUCUACUUCCUGGGCGUCUACUGGAAAAACAAGCCCAAGUGCUUUGACACCUUAGUUGACAAAUUGACAUAUCUGGGCCAAAAGUUGUGCAUGGUGGUGUACCCGGCAGUAAGCAGUGGUGAAGACGAAGGACAGGAGAUGACAGAGGCCAAAUCUCCUUUGUCGAAACAGGACGAAGACAAUCUUAAAGCAAACUGCUAA
Messenger RNA from Knipowitschia caucasica, 1566 nucleotides. NCBI's taxonomy places the organism in Eukaryota, Metazoa, Chordata, Actinopteri, Gobiiformes, Gobiidae. The record is from the annotation of a GenBank genome assembly.